Daucus carota subsp. sativus is the source of this 823-nucleotide messenger RNA. RefSeq lists its product as uncharacterized. Gene Ontology annotation, molecular function: RNA binding. The transcript is spliced from 4 exons. Lineage: Eukaryota; Viridiplantae; Streptophyta; Magnoliopsida; Apiales; Apiaceae. The record is from RefSeq and is a predicted model, not a curated record. The coding region runs from base 58 to 585 and encodes 175 amino acids.
UAUAAGUGGUAAACUCAUUUCACACACACACAGUUGGCUAGUCACCUGGAAAUCACCAUGUCCGGAAACCAAGCUCGGAGUCGCACUGUUUACAUCGGGAACUUGGAUGAGAGGGUGACAGACAGGGUUCUGUAUGAUAUUCUGAUUCAAGCUGGGCGUGUUGUUGAUCUGAUUAUCCCUAAGGACAGGGAAACGGAUAGGCCAAAAGGUUUUGCCUUUGCUGAAUAUGAAAGUGAGGAGAUUGCUGACUAUGCUAUCAGGCUGUUCUCUGGUCUUGUCACUCUCUACAACCGUACUCUAAGAUUUGGGUUCUCUGGGCAAGACAAGUCCUCGUCAAGCACAUCCACAGUAAGGCCGACUUUCAAUGCAAGAUCUCAACCUGUACCCUGUAAUGAUAUGGGGUUAUCUCCUCACUCAAUGAGAUCACCACCACCAUUUAAUUCGUCAGCACAACAGGCAAAUUAUGCACAAGCUCCAUUAAACCAAUCUAGUGCAUAUCAAUCAUCACGUUAUCAAGGCAGUGGAUAUAACAACAGGGGAAGAGUUUUUGGGGCAGCAUUGGAUACUAUCACCCGCUCUAGAUAGCUUUAGUGAUACAAGCAAUCGGUAUAAUUAAGCUUUGAACUGAUGUCUUGGAGAAUCUGUCAAGGACAGUCUCUAGUAGUUGUAUUGCUCAAGCUAGAUAUUUAGUUGGGCACUGUACUAUGGGAAGUCAUGCUUCCUAGCUCAUCACAAUCUUUGUAUUGUGUGAAAUAGUCAUUUCUAACUGUUUUUACCUGGAGUUGCAUUGUGCUUUGAGCUAUAAAUUUAUUGGUUUUAGACA